AAGACAGCGCCCUGGCUUGCAGGCAUCCUCUGGGAAGGGAGCCAGGAGACUGGGUUGGAUGAAUGGGGAUUUCCAGGCACCCUUCCCCCCCAGACAGUACCCACAGCCCAGCUGAGAGGGGAGAGGGCCCAGUGCAUGGCACUGCCGUGGAACGCUGGCCCCGGGCAUCGGGGCAAACCGCACCUCUAAGGGAGAGGGGCCUUGGUCCUUUGUGUGCCCUGGGAUUUGAACCGUGGUUGCAGGGUGCCCUGAUGGUCCUUAAACCCUCCCGAAGGUCCAACCCCUGUGUCCCCAGGGUGACUCUCAGCCCUGAUUGGCAGAGGCUCAGGGGAGUUUCCCAACACGCCUCUCCCGGCCCGGGGCAGUGAGGGCCAUCCAGCCAGGGCUGGUCCUGGGGGGAGAGGCACAGGUGGGUUCCCCGGGGGCUGCGCCUGGAGACCCGCCCCGGGACGUGUCCGCCCAUAUCCCAGCGAGGGGGAUCCGGGUCCCUGCCCGGGGUCUCUCCGCUGAGCGCCCCGCGGGGCCGGGCAGUGCCCUCCGCAGCCCCCACCUGCUGCCCAUGUCCCGGCUCUGUCCCCGCAGCGCCCAGCCCCAUGGACCAGACCGGCCUCGGCUCGGGCAACAGCUUCCCGGCGCUGAUCCGCAAGAAGCGGGACGGGGAGAAGCUGCGGGAUGAGGAGAUUCGCCACUUCGUCCGGGCCGUGACCCGUGGGGGGCUCCAGGAGGGGCAAAUGGGGGCCAUGCUGAUGGCCAUCCGGCUGCGGGGCAUGGAUCCGGACGAGACGCUGACUCUGACCCGGGAGAUGGCGGUGUCGGGAAGGGUCCUGGAGUGGCCCGACAGUUGGCAGAGGCUCCUGGUCGACAAACAUUCCACGGGGGGCGUGGGAGACAAGGUCAGCCUGCCCCUGGCCCCGGCCCUGGCUGCCUGCGGCUGUAAGGUGCCCAUGAUCAGUGGCCGGGGACUGGGCCAUACCGGGGGCACGCUGGACAAGCUGGAGUCCGUGCCGGGGUUCAACGUCUCUCAGAGCCCCGAGCAGAUGAGGUGCAUCCUGGAACAGGUGGGGUGCUGCAUCGUGGGGCAAAGCGAGGAGCUGGUCCCGGCGGACAAGGUGCUCUACGGCCUGCGGGACGUCACGGCCACCGUCGACAGCCUGCCCCUCAUCACAGCUUCCAUUCUGAGCAAGAAGGCAGCAGAGAAGGUCUCGGCCCUGGUGCUGGACGUGAAGUUCGGCAGCGCUGCCCUCUACACCAGCCUGGACAGCGCCCGGACCCUGGCCCAGAGCCUGGGCAGGCUUGCUGGGGGGCUGUGCCGGGGACGACGGGACGAGAGCAGCACCUUGGGGCAGAGGGGUGGGAGGGGACUGCGGGGGGGGGGGUCUCCAUGUGCAGGAGUGAGACCCCAGCCCAUCUCUCCCGGCGCAGGGGGCUCUCUGCUGUGGCAGUGCGGGAAGGCCGGCUCGGUGGGGCAGGGCGCUGCCCGCAUCGCAGCCUCGCUGGCUGAUGGCUCGGCCCUGGGGAAGUUCCAGGCCAUGCUGCAGGCCCAGGGGGUGGAGGCCGGCGUGGCCCAGGCCCUGUGCACAGGGACGGAGGAGCAGCGCUACCAGGUGCUCGGCCGGGCUCGUGGCCAGGAGGAGCUGCCCGCGGCCCAGGACGGCACAGUGCAGAGGGUCGAGGCCCUGCCCAUCGCCCAGGUGCUGCAUGAGCUGGGAGCCGGCCGCACCCAGAAGGGGCAGCCAAUCAACCACCACGUGGGGGCCGAGCUGCUGGUGACGGUGGGGCAGCGCGUGGCUAAAGGUUCACCCUGGAUCCGGAUUCACUACGACACCCCGGAGCUGAGCAACGAUCAGAGACACACCCUGCAGGGGGCGCUGGUCCUGGCAGGCUCGGAGCCCUUCGCGCCCAGCUGCAAGGUCGCUGAGAUCAUCCUGCCACAGGGCAGCCGGUCACUGGAGGAGGUGACAGGGGAGCAGGGCUUGGGGAGCAGCCAGGCACUGCUCUGCUCUGCCUGAAGGGCGGGGUCCCCUGCCAGCUGGCUCCCCACAGCCCCAUGCAGACGCUGCCCCCCGGGACCCUCUGCCGCCUGGACAGUGCAACUUGCCAUCACCCUUCACCCCAGUGCCAGCCCCUGCCAGCGCUAACCACUGAGCAAUAAAGUGUCUUGCUCUGCUA
This is a messenger RNA of Chrysemys picta bellii (western painted turtle), 2169 nucleotides long. NCBI's taxonomy places the organism in Eukaryota, Metazoa, Chordata, Testudines, Emydidae. The record is from RefSeq and is a predicted model, not a curated record.